UUCCCUCUUUUUUAGCAAGGAGCCAUAACGAGGGCGGUUUCAUGGUUUACCCGCAGAAGAGAUGAGUUCUGCUCACUCCCAAAUGGUUUCGACCCUCUUCCUCGCCCUCCUCUUCAACUCCUUCCUCUCUCCGACGGCGGCAGAUGUUGACGCCGACGCUUCCGCCCUCAUGGCUUUCCGCAGCGCCGUCGGACGACUGGCGCUCCCCUGGAACACCUCCGUCUCGCCGUGCAAGUGGCCGGGUGUAAUCUGCACUGGAGAGCGCGUCACCUCCCUCCACCUCCCUGCCUCCGGUCUUAUCGGCCAAAUACCCGCAAGAACACUAGGUAAUCUUUCAGACCUCCAAACCCUUUCCCUCCGCUUCAAUGCUCUCUCCAGCCCCCUCCCAUCCGAUCUUUCCAGAUGUACCCAGCUCCGGAAUCUAUACCUCCAUGGAAACCGCUUCUCCGGCGAUAUCCCGGAGUUUCUCCCUUCUCUUACUAGCCUCGUACACCUCAACCUCGCCGACAACAGUUUCUCUGGUGAGAUUCCGCUGGCGCUCAAUAACCUAACGCGCCUCGGAACACUCUACCUUGAGAGGAACCAACUUAUUGGCGAGAUCCCGGAACUCGAUCUUCCCAAUCUGGUGCAGUUCAACGUAUCCUUCAACCGGCUUAAUGGGUCAGUGCCCUCCAAGCUCCGUGGCAUGCCGGCGGACGCUUUUUUGGAUAUGCCGAUCUGUGGUGGCCCGCUUACAGCUUGUCCAGGCGGAGCAGGAAGCUCAUCCUCAGGUGGAGGCAAGCUCUCCGGCGGCGCCAUUACCGGGAUUUCCAUUGGCGCAUUUGCUGCGUUUUUCAUCGUCGUCGCUGUUCUUCUGUUUUUGCUUUGCCGGAGGAAAGGGAAAACCGGUCAUGCGAAAUCGCUUGAGGUGGAAACUGCUAUUGGAAAUAAGAAAAUGGAGGAUGGAGUUCGAGCAAAUGGAAAGCCCGCUAUGGCUGUCGCCGCUGUUGCGCCGGCGACUUUAGAGUCUCAGAAGCAGCUGGUAUUUUUUGGCGAUGGGCCUAGGGUUUACGAUCUAGGUGAUAUGCUUAGGGCAUCAGCCGAGGUUUUAGGGAAGGGAACGUUUGGAACUACGUACAAGGUGGCGUUGGAGAUGGGAAUAAUAGUGUCUGUGAAACGACUCAGGGAUGUUGAUAUGCCGCAGGAGGAGCUGAAGAGGAAGAUGGAGGCCAUCGGCGGAAUGGACCACCCCAACCUUGUUUCUCUCCGGGCUUAUUACUUCAGCAAGGAUGAGAAGCUUUUGGUCUAUGAUUACAUGCCGAUGGGAAGCCUUUCUUCCCUCCUCCAUGG
Phalaenopsis equestris is the source of this 1329-nucleotide messenger RNA. Its product is annotated as probable inactive receptor kinase At1g48480. NCBI's taxonomy places the organism in Eukaryota, Viridiplantae, Streptophyta, Magnoliopsida, Asparagales, Orchidaceae. Gene Ontology annotation, biological process: protein phosphorylation. The record is from RefSeq and is a predicted model, not a curated record. Gene Ontology annotation, molecular function: ATP binding; protein kinase activity; protein binding.